Messenger RNA from Lottia gigantea (owl limpet), 477 nucleotides. RefSeq lists its product as hypothetical. Lineage: Eukaryota; Metazoa; Mollusca; Gastropoda; Lottiidae. The annotation marks the transcript as partial. The transcript has a single exon. The record is from RefSeq and is a predicted model, not a curated record.
CAUCUUUUUUUUACUAACUGUACUCUGAAAUUUAUAACACAUCAUAUUUUUAUUAACUGUACUCUGAAAUUUAUAAUACAUCAUAUCUUUAUUAACUGUACUCUGAAAUUUAUAAUACAUCAUAUUUUUACUAACUGUACUCUGAAAUUUAUAACACAUCAUAUUUUUAUUAACUGUACUCUGAAAUUUAUAAUACAUCAUAUCUUUAUUAACUGUACUCUGAAAUUUAUAAUACAUCAUAUUUUUACUAACUGUACUCUGAAAUUUAUAAUACAUCAUAUUUAUAUUAACUGUACUCUGAAAUUUAUAAUACAUUAUAUUUUUACUAACUGUACUCUGAAAUUUAUAAUAUAUCAUAUUUUUAUUAACUGCACUCUGAAAUUUUUAAUACAUCAUAUUUUUAUUAACUGUACUCUGAAAUCUAAAACCAUCAUAUUUUUUACUAACUGUGCUCUGCAAUUUAUAACCAUCAUAUAA